Messenger RNA from Spea bombifrons (plains spadefoot toad), 372 nucleotides. RefSeq names its product glycophorin C (Gerbich blood group) (gene GYPC). The coding region runs from base 65 to 340 and encodes 91 amino acids. Lineage: Eukaryota; Metazoa; Chordata; Amphibia; Anura; Pelobatidae. The transcript has 3 exons. Gene Ontology annotation, cellular component: membrane; cortical cytoskeleton. The record is from RefSeq and is a predicted model, not a curated record.
UUCUCCGAGCCCCAAAACCGGGUGAAGUGUCAGCUCCUGGGACGAGUCCUGCAUAAGCCGUAGCAUGGCUUCACCAACCUACAGCGCCGCUUCUCCAACGGCAGAAAUCUCCAGCAGUGGGGUGGAUGCAGCUAUCAUCGGAGGUGUGGUCGCUGCCGUCGUGGUGGUCUUUGUGUUCCUGCUGGUGGUCAUCCUCCGUUAUCUGUACAGACAUAAGGGGACCUAUCACACCAACGAGGCCAAGGGCACGGAAUUCGCCGAAAGCGCCGACGCCGCUUUGAAGAACGAUCCCUCGCUGCAGGAAGCCGUGGAUGAAACAAAAAAGGAAUAUUUUAUCUGAAAACCGGGAAAACAGCAAAAAAAAUGUAAAAA